Oncorhynchus tshawytscha (Chinook salmon) is the source of this 1716-nucleotide messenger RNA. Its product is annotated as leucine-rich repeats and immunoglobulin-like domains protein 1. The transcript is spliced from 4 exons. The record is from RefSeq and is a predicted model, not a curated record. NCBI's taxonomy places the organism in Eukaryota, Metazoa, Chordata, Actinopteri, Salmoniformes, Salmonidae. The coding region runs from base 267 to 1034 and encodes 255 amino acids.
AGAUGUUCCUUAUGAAGGCCAUAUAAAUGAAAUGUUUUGGACUUUUGGGACACCGGGACCAGGAUGUGGCAAUUGCCCCACUACUACAGUUUACUUUGCAUCUACAUCACCAGACAACCCCUCAGCGCCGCAAUACCGCUAGACCAAACCGAGUAUCGCCCAGGUUGGCACACUGUCACAAGUAAUCAAAACAAGGACGAAACAGUGGUGCAAAUAAAGCGGCUGUGAAGAGACCUAUUGAAGUUACAGCAAUAGUGAACUCGAAAAUGACAACGCUUCAAUAUUUGGGAAUAUCAGUACGUUUCAUCAUCGUACUCUGCUCAGCCCAGCAUUCAGAACAGCCAGAGACUCGGCAGGUGAAAGGCAUCGUGGGAACGUUUUUCUAUUUUCCAGAAAGGGUGUUGACAUCUGGAAAUUUACUUUAUGGAGACCUUGGCAAUAUUGCACAGGUGUACCCUGGUAAACAAAGUAAUACAAACCUUGAGAAGAGAUUUAAAAACCGCCUUCACUGGAACAAUGUUACGGGAGUCUUCACUUUGUCAGACCUACAAAUAGACGAUUCUGGGGUUUAUACUGUGGAGAAUGGAGAUGCUGAAGAGAAGAUGAGACAUACAUUUCAGCUGACUGUGUACUAUGUUCUGUCCAAACCUCAGGUGACUGUUCACGAUAACAUCUCCUGUAGUGUUGUGUGUUCUGUGGAGAACGGGAGAGAGGUGACCCUGUCCUGGUACAAAGGAGGGGAGAUACUCAACCAGACCAGCAGCCCUGACCACAUCACCCUCUCUAUACCUCUCAAGUUGGAUGAACAGAACAGAGACUCUUACAGAUGUGAGGCUGCCAACCCAGUCAGCAAGGAGACCGCUGUUGUUCCACAUUCCUGUAUAGAGCGUGAUCCCUCUAAGGUGAAAGAUGGUGAUGAGAGGACUCGAGGUUCUCUUAUUAUUGCUGUAAUCUGCGUUUUGGUUGCUUCAGGACUUGUUGGUCUUGCAAUAUAUCUUAAGAGGAGAAACGGACACUCACAUGCAGGUAUUUAGGUUUUAAUGGGGUGAGGUCAUUCUCCUUGUCAAAGUCAAAACAUGUUGUGCACAACGUUUAUUAAUUACCAUUGAUAGUGUUUUAUAAAUGUAGGAAAUGUUUGCCUGAACAACAGAUGCAGGUCAAAUGAAGUGGUGUAUCUUCCUCACUUCCUCUGCUUGGUCAGACAGUUGCAUUGUCUCAGACCAAUAUCUGUUGUUGUUUUGGGAUCUCAUUAAGGAUGGUAUGACAACAUAACUGUAUCUCUGAAUGCGUAUAUUUACCAGUUGUCAGAUUUACAUCCAAAUGUUGUGGAACUUACAGGAUUAAAUAUGAAACUAUUUGUGAGAAGAGGAAAUGUGAUGUCAGCCUUCUAAAUGAGAAAUGUGUUUCAUAUAAAAGUUAUACCCUGUCAGUGACCACACCCACGUGAGCACAGACAUUACGUCGGCAUUAUGGAACGCCCCCUUUUACCAGGGUGCAUAAAACCCCUCCUAACAAAAUGUACAUUAGACCAAGCAGGUGGACGGUAAGCCGGACGUCACAAAUGGUUAGACUCUACAAGACCAGUACACGGCUAGCGUUAGCUGAAAGGUACGAAAUGGUUAGAAACUCUGAAACUUUUAACAGUGAAGAAGAUAAAGACUACACAUUCACAGUCUGCAGCUGUAUAUAUAAAAUAGUCUAGUAAACUCGACCGAA